AUGGCCGAGCUCGCUGCGCCGCUCGCGGAAGCGACGGCCGCCGCGCGGCGGUCGGUGCAAGAGCUCUCUGCCGAUGCGCUCGUCCGUGUCGAGGCCGCGCAGGAUAGCGCGUGCGAGGCGCGCACGCCCGCGCUGCGCGCGAUGGCGAGCGACGUCCGCGCCGCACGCACGCGGCUCGACGCGAUGCACGCCGAGCUGCAGGCCUUUUGCACGCAGCUCGAUGAGGCGUCGCAGCACAUCCAGCAGCUGCAAGACACGUCGACUUCUCUCGAAGAACAGCUUGCGACACAGGCCGGAAGCGAGGCGCAGCUCUCGGAAUGGCUGCAGACGGCGGCGCUUGCGCCGUCCGUCGUGCGCACGGUACUGCACACGCCGAUCGACGAGGACGUGCACGCAUGGAUGCGUGCAGUGCGUGCCAUCGAUACGCACCUGCGCCUCCUCAACGAGCGCGACGCGGCCGAGCCGCGCGCCCCGGCGCCGAACACGGCUCUGGCGCAGGUGCGCACGGUCGCCGAGCAGGCCAAGAUUGCGGCCAUUGCCAAGAUCCGCCCGCACCUCUUGUCGCUCUUCCAGCCAAUCCGUACGUCGGUCGCGACCACCUUGCCGAUCCUCCAGUUCUCGGUGCUGCUGCCGCAUCAGCAGCCCCUCUACCAGUUCCUUGCGACGCACGCGCCGCGCGCCGCCGUCGAGGUGCAGCUCGCGUACGUCAACGCGGCGCGGCUCUACUACGAAACGGCCUUUCGGCGGUACGUGCGCGAGCUCAAGCGCAUCUUGCCCCGCUGGGCCGAGCCGAGCGGGAGCGUGGCGCGCGGAGUCAAGGACCCGCAGCCCUAUGCAGAAGAGCGCCUGCAGUUCGCUCUGCCGAACGCGGCCUUGGCACCGGUUGUGCUUGCGUACAUGAGCGAGGACGCGUCGUUCCGUGCCUCGCCCGAGCACCUCUUUCAUACCUUGGCCCUGGUCUUUUCUGACACGGCAUGCUCCGAGUACGCGUUCCUCGCGCGCUUCUUUGCAGGCGCAGGCAUGAGCGAUACGAACGAGGCGAGUGUGAUGCCGGCCGCCAGCAUGCUCUCGCUUACGCAGGAAGAAGAAGAAAAGCACGACGCACACGCCGCCAUCACCGCCGAGACGUGGCGCCAGGUGAUGGAGCCGGCGCUGUUUCACUUUCACGACUUUCGCGAGGCGGUGCUGGGCGUGCCGAACCCGCCGCUGCUCAUGCUGCUCACCACCGCGACGCUCGCACAGGCGCUGCUCGACCUGGCGCGCGCGCGGCGGUGCCUCUCGCCGGAGCUCGAGACGGCGUACAUGCGGCACAUCCUCGGCACCUGGCCGCUGAUUGCACGCGCGCUCGACGCAGAAGUCGGCGCACUCAAGGCGCUCUCGAUCAGCGGCAACCGCACGGCGCGCGCUGCGGGGCUGCUCGAGCGCUGGACCGCGUCCGAGGUCCCGACGAACCUCGCGCAGGAGAAGCGCGACGUGGGCGAGCAGCUCCAGGGGCUGCUGCGCGCGUACGUCGACAUGGUGAAAAAGUGCACCAAGCUCAAUACGCAGGAGGGCACGCUGUCCAGCGGCCUCUCCCGCAUGCGCGCCGAGCUGCACCGGCUCUUGCGCGAGUACAAGACGUACGCGGCGAGUCAUGCGGCGACGCUCAAGCCUGCGGCGCUCUGCGCGAGUGUCGCGGAGCAAUUGGAUACCCCCGAGGCGCCGUCGUGGGCGGCGCUCGCUACCGAGCUCGGCGCGAGUACAUAG
Messenger RNA from Malassezia japonica, 1746 nucleotides. It is a transcript of the gene VPS52, whose product is annotated as Vacuolar protein sorting-associated protein 52. Gene Ontology annotation, molecular function: syntaxin binding. The record is from RefSeq and is a predicted model, not a curated record. The transcript is spliced from 2 exons. The coding region runs from base 1 to 1746 and encodes 581 amino acids. Lineage: Eukaryota; Fungi; Basidiomycota; Malasseziomycetes; Malasseziales; Malasseziaceae. Gene Ontology annotation, biological process: retrograde transport, endosome to Golgi; endocytic recycling; Golgi to vacuole transport. Gene Ontology annotation, cellular component: GARP complex.